Platichthys flesus (European flounder) is the source of this 3194-nucleotide messenger RNA. RefSeq names its product GDP-mannose pyrophosphorylase B (gene gmppb). Gene Ontology annotation, cellular component: cytoplasm. Gene Ontology annotation, molecular function: GTP binding; mannose-1-phosphate guanylyltransferase (GTP) activity. The record is from RefSeq and is a predicted model, not a curated record. The transcript is spliced from 11 exons. NCBI's taxonomy places the organism in Eukaryota, Metazoa, Chordata, Actinopteri, Pleuronectiformes, Pleuronectidae. Gene Ontology annotation, biological process: GDP-mannose biosynthetic process; cell wall mannoprotein biosynthetic process. Bases 223 to 1305 code for a protein of 360 amino acids.
CUGUUUGAACAGUCUUACGUGUCAUUCGUGGAGUUUCACUGAUCCUGAACCUGCUGGACUCGUUGGAAUCAACUGAUCCCGGUCAAAGGCGCCUCCCCUGUCAACUGCUGUCAAUGAAGCUUGUUAGCAUCUUGGCUAACGUGAGCUAGCUCCAAUCACUGCUGGUUCUGGUCCUGAGCUGCAAGUUACCCUUACGUUAAAAGUUGCUAACCUACCAGAAGCAUGAAGGCCAUGAUCCUGGUGGGGGGGUACGGGACCCGGCUGCGACCGCUCACCCUCAGCGUCCCGAAGCCGCUGGUCGACUUCUGCAACAAACCCAUCCUGCUGCACCAGGUGGAGGCGCUGGUCAAGGCCGGGGUGGACCAUGUGGUUCUGGCGGUGAGCUACAUGUCAGAGCUGCUGGAGAGAGAAAUGCGAGUCCAGGAGGAGAGACUCGGGAUCCGUAUCACUUUGUCUCAUGAGACGGAGCCUCUGGGAACAGCCGGUCCUCUGGCGCUGGCACGAGACCUGCUGGAUGUGGACAAGGAGCCGUUCUUCGUCCUGAAUUCAGACGUCAUCUGUGAUUUCCCCUUCAAAGAUCUUCUGCAGUUCCACCGCAACCACGGCAAGGAGGGAACUAUCGUGGUGACUCGGGUGGAGGAGCCCUCUAAGUACGGCGUGGUGGUGUUUGAGGCGGAAGGCGGGAAGAUCCAUCGCUUCGUGGAGAAACCACAGGUCUUUGUCUCAAACAAGAUCAAUGCAGGCAUAUACAUCUUCAAUCCCAGCAUGCUCAGCAGGAUCCAGCUGAGACCGACGUCCAUAGAGAAGGAGAUAUUUCCUGUCAUGGCAGAGGAGGGGCAGCUGUAUGCCUUCGAGCUCCAAGGUUUCUGGAUGGACAUCGGUCAGCCCAAAGACUUCCUGACAGGGAUGUGUAUGUACCUUCAGUCGCUACGGCAACAGGCUCCUGAGAGGCUACACACGGGGCCCGGUUUCCUCGGCAACGUCCUGGUGGACCCGACAGCUCAGAUCGGGCAGAACUGCACCAUCGGGCCGAACGUGAGCAUCGGCGCCGGCGUGGUGGUGGAGGACGGCGUCCGGAUCAAGCGCUGCACGGUGAUGAAGGGGGCGCGGGUUCGAUCCCACUCCUGGCUGGAGAGCUGCAUCGUGGGCUGGAGCUCCUCGGUCGGUCAGUGGGUUCGAAUGGAGAACGUGACGGUGCUCGGGGAGGACGUGAUCGUGAACGACGAGCUCUACCUGAACGGGGCCAACGUCCUGCCUCACAAAUCCAUCAACGAGUCGGUCCCAGAGCCGCGGAUCAUCAUGUAGCUGCAGGCUGGGGGGGGGAGGGGGGAGAGAGAGCUCGCCCCGCCUUCUUCUUUUUAAUGAACUCAACUGAACGCCCAAGCUGUGCCAGAGAGAGAGAGAGAGAGAGGGAGGAACAAAUGGGCAGAAGGAAGGAGGAGGAGGAGGGGAAAGGGAACAAAUGAAGGUGUUUUUUUUUUUACUCUAUUUAAUUAAUUGAGCCUCUUUUUGUUCGCCCUGAUUGGCUGCAACCUUCCAUCAGUCUGACACGAUGGCGUUAGCAUGAUGGCCCGUCAGGCGGAUUCAAGUCGUUUCACCGCUUCAGGUAAAACGCUCUCGUCCUGAAUGUAGCAGCUGGUGAACACUGCUUUAAUAAUAAAGGGUGAGGUAGAGGGGGGGGGGCGGGGUGGAGGGACAAAUAGUGAAGUUACUGAGAAUGCUAAGGGACGAGGGGGUGAGAGAAGGAUAUGAUCACUGCUGUUCAGAUUCACUGUGCAUUUGCAUUUCCUGUAACGGAGCCUGAAACCGUGUCACUGAGAUGAAUCAAAACGAACGCACCAGGGCUGUCACUUCUAUUCAUAUAUUCAAACUGCUUGUUGAAUUCAAAAUCUACAAUCCUAGAAGCACAUCGGACCAUCUGAAGUGUCAUACCCCCCGGGAUCCAGCAGAGGGCGCUCACUGAGACCACAUCAGUAAUGUGGAACCUCACUUCUCUACUUAAUGGCUCUAAAAGCUCAACAUCAACAUGUCUGGUCUCCUGGUUCCAGCAGAACAAAGUGUCGACUGAACAUCUGAAGCUCUUGCGGUGAAUUAUGAAACCCAGAGAAACGGCCUCAUCAUCAACUGGAGUCGUCUUUGUUUCAACCUGAAUGUAGUUCAAUCGAUUUUUAUAUAAGAAUUCUGUUUCGUCUUAACCUCUGUGAACUUUUCUGUUCUUUCUUUGUAUCAUGGAAACUUUGCUUCAACGCCAAACAAACUGCAUUUUAGAGUCAGACACUAAGAAUACAAAAGGGACAUAUAACCCUUUUUCCAGCAUGUUUUUCUGUUUGUUUUUUAAAGCUUCAGUCUUUACUCUUAGAAGAAUCUUGUCAUGAACUAAACUGAUGAUUAGAUGGAUUCAUCCUUCGGUCUCAUGCAGCAUUAGGUCACUCAAAGGGGGAAAAUCUCCCUUUUGAUUAGAUUAGAACGAUUUUGAGAAAACCGUCAGAAUUUUAGGCGUCAUGUCAUGAUGAGAGAUAUCAGAAGAUCAGUAUCAUCUGUAUUUAAUCAGGUAAUAUGCUUCAGUAUAAGAUUAACCGGAUACUUGAUCCUUUGUCUCAUCAGCACCAUUUUAUCAUGAGUAUCAGGACUUUGAAAUAUUAUCCUUAAUGGAGGAGGAAACAGCUUUGAGGUUAUUGUUACUAACAUCUCUUGUCAUGUGUAGAUUUCAUAGUUCCUCAUGAUAUUAAGAAAUAAGUUCUGUUUGUCUUUGGCCCUAAAACUCUGUCGUGCUUUCACCCCGAAAUGACUGAACCACACAUUUGGGCCCUUCAAGUUUUUACUGAGCUACAUGAAUAACAGUCUGUUGGAACCAGAUUUCACUAAAAUGAAGGUUUACACAUUCCCCCUCGUCUCCUGUAAGAACCAAUCAUUUUUAAUGUUUAAUUAAACGAGUCAUUGAACAUCUCCAGUAGAAGGGAUUCUGGAGCACUGAGGUCAGAUCUGAUGUUUUCCUCCAUGUUGCACAAAGCAGCCGGUGAUUUCAGCUGCCGGACACCGAACUGAUCUCUGAACACGAUGCAGUUAUGCUCGUUAAUGCAGUUAUUGAUAAAACAGUUUUUAGGAUACUGAAGACUUUGUGUCUGAACGAAUGAAGUCAACUCUUUGUAAUAAAGUCUUUUUUUAAAGAGAAUAAUAUAAUCUACUGACAUUCA